Messenger RNA from Saccostrea cuccullata (small rock oyster), 1619 nucleotides. RefSeq lists its product as uncharacterized. NCBI's taxonomy places the organism in Eukaryota, Metazoa, Mollusca, Bivalvia, Ostreida, Ostreidae. The transcript has 7 exons. The record is from RefSeq and is a predicted model, not a curated record. Bases 75 to 1619 code for a protein of 514 amino acids.
UUUAAAUAUGCUGCACGCAGACAAGGACGUUCGUAAAUGUGGUUUAAUAGGAAGAGGAUAAAAAGAUAAGAAUUAUGUGGCCGGAAAUGAAAAGGAUUCUUUCGUCUUUUGACUGGACAGAGAUAGCAAAUUUCGAUGGGACUUUAAGAGUAAUCUUAGCAGUUUUGCUAAUCCUGUUAUCUGUACUCAUUAAAAAGUAUAUUCUAAUUCCACCGACAGUAAAGAUCACUAAGUCUUGUAAAUCUAAAGUCAAGUGUGGUGAGCAAAUUUCUCUUGUUGGAAACAUUAAGAGCACGUUUUCUCCAAUACUUUCGAAAGCCUGGAAAACGCCAAGUAAAAGACAUAGCCCAGAGAUUCUAAAUACUGCAAAACUGAUGAUAAUGCAAUCAACUUUUGAGGAUUCUGGAAAUUACGAACUGAGGGUUUCUAUUUUUUUUGGAAGCACAUUUCAAAAUGAAUACCUACUUGUUGGUGAUAAACCAUUUAUAAGGUGUGAAAAGAAUGAAUUGAGAGUUCUAUACGGAGGAUCUGCCAAAUUAAAAGUAUCGAUAGAUUCCAGGCCACCUACAUUAAGCAGACGUUGGUACAUUGAAAGGGAUAGAAAUAGGAUACAAGUUGAAUUUCCUUCAGAAUUUCGUACUUUUAACUGGCAAAGAAAGAAAAAAUACACAAACAUGGUGAACAAAAACGAUGAUACCCUGUUGAUUGCAGAUUGCUGUGUGCUUGAUGAAGGGAUUUAUUAUUUUGAAGCUUCAAACGAUUUUGGUGUUUCAAAAAGCGCAAACGUUAAGCUUUGUGUAGAAAAGGCUCCACCACACGUUACAAUUGAAGAUAAAUCAUGGUCAAGGAAAGGUUUGCAUUUUGUCGGAACAGUCAUUUCUAAUUCGGCAAUCAAAUCAGUGUCAUGGCAAAAAAAGACGUAUGGUACCUUUGAGGAAAUAGAUAUCUCCAACGAAAGGUACCAAGGUUCCAACACUCAUUCAUCUAAUCCAACAUUAAUUGUUACAAACUUGACUGUAGAGGAUGAUGCAAUCUACCGCUUAUAUGUGAAGAAUGAAACAGGAGAAGCCACAAGUGAUGAAUAUCGUUUCGAGGUAAAAAACGCCAAUCCAAUCCUGACAAUAUCCGAGGAAGACGAUAAUAAUGAUAUGUACACAAAAUUUCAACUUCAUAUAAGGUCAAAUAAACCUAUCAAAACUAUUAAAUGGUUGAAAAUUUCGGAUGGAAAUGAUCAAAAAGUGAUUCAGCAGUGGCGAAAUACGAAAACAGGUUCCAUAGCAUCCCGUUUCCCUUGCAAAACAAUUCAAGGAGAAGGGUGUUCUCUGGUUUUAAAGGAUUUGUCGAAGGACAAGGCACGAUAUCAAGUCCAUGUUUGUACCAUUGAUUAUACAGAAACAAAAAGCAAUUUAUUUGAAAUUGCUCGUCCUCUCCUGACUAUCUGUGGAGAAGAAAAUGUCCAAUAUGGUGAAAACACAAAACUUCAACUCCAUAUAAGAUCAAAUAAACCCAUUAAGGCUAUUACUUGGUUCAAGAUUAUUGAUGGAACCCAGCCAGAAGUUAUUCGUCGAUGGAAGGAACAUACAUCACGCAAUACAGUUAAGGAUGUAUGUUCUAAAUAA